AUGGUCGCGUUCAGCGCGCAGGCGGGUCAGCUUCCCAAGAUUUUCCCCCUGUCAUGCGGUGGUGCCGAUGCGGAAUUGCAGGGCUUGGCCAAUCUGGCCUGGGCCUUUGCUGCUGCGCCGCAGUCCUCUUCCCGGAGCUCUGCCGGGGCCACAGACGAGCGGGCCUUCAGGCGGAAGGUAGAGGAGUCUGGGGCUCGGUGCAGUGCAGAGCGCAGCAAAGCAGUUGCCGAAACUUCGCGGCCAAAGCUGCAGGCUGCCGGCGAGCAGGAUGCCUUCAACGUGCAGGUCGAACUUAGCUUGGGCGUUUGCAAAGGCCGGCAUCGUGUCGAAGCCCCGGAGUUGUUUGCAGCCCUGGCAGCAGCGGCCCAUCCGAGGCUGGAAGAGUUUACGACCCAGAAUCUGUGCAACUUUGCGUGGGCUUUCGCCUCCCUAAGUGUCUCUACCGGCCCAGGAGCAGGAGCCUCCGGAGUUCUGGAAGGGGUCGCAGCGGAAGCUGCAAAACGAGUCUCCGAUUUCAACCUGCAAGGCCUCUCCAACCUGGUUUGGGCUUCCGCUGUCCUCGGUUCCAAGAUUCAGGUCUUCGAGCUUCUGGCAAGGGAGCUGACGAUGCGAUUGGACGCUGCAGAUGUAAACCUGCUGAGCGAGCCGGAGGUUACCGACAUCGUCAGGAAUGCCUUGGGGGUCGUAUGGGCUCAGCACUUCGCUCACGGCGCGGCCGUGGGAACUCUCGUGGAACAGGUGAAACCCAAACUCCGGGAGCUGGGACGUCGCAGGGACCGGGCCGCGGCCGCCUCGGCCCAGGAGCGCGGAGAGGGCGACGAGAGCUCUCAGGCUCAUGGCAAGGUUCUGCAAAGAAGCGACUGCCUCGUGAUCCAGAAGCCUCCUGGCUGGCAGGUGGACCAACAGAAGCUCGGCGUGGAGCCGAAGUUGGGGGAGCCGCGCCGGCUUACGUCUUUCGUGCACCACCUCCUGUCUCCAAGUCGCUGGCCGCUUCUUGCGGACACCGAAGCCGGCUGUGGCUUCGUGCACCGUUUGGAUGCGCCCUGCUCCGGGCUGAUCCUCCUGGCGAAGACCUACGAGGCCUACUACGACCUGCUCUUGCAGAUGAAUUCGGGUCAGGUGGUCCGUGACUACAUCGUUCUCUGCCACGGCUGGGUGCCCUCAACGCAGGAGACAAUCGCGGCUCCUUUGUACUGGGAGGCCUAUAGAGGUGUCCUUUCAGAGGUGCGCCACUAUGGCAAGCCAUCGGUGACACAGGUAAAAGUCCUGGCCCACGCACGCCGCGGUGGCGAGGCAGGGCCCCAAUUCAGCCUGGUCGCUGUCCGCAUCUUGACAGGGAGGCGACAUCAGAUCCGGAUCCACAUGGCACAUGCGGGGCAUUGCCUGGUUGGGGAUGGAAAGUACGGCUCGGAAGAGCAAUUUCUGAAAGACAAGGAGUGGUGCUCGCAAACCUUCUUGCACAGAUACUAUCUAGGCUUCACCUUCCUGGACGGCACCUUUGCCGAGGCGAACGCCCCCCUUCCCACAGAUCUUGUGGCAGUCUUGGAGCAACUCUGUCCGCGAGAUGCCUGCUCGGUGGGUCACUUUUUGAGCUGUGACAGCGACAACGGGCCUCCAUAG
Molecule: messenger RNA, 1620 nt
Organism: Symbiodinium necroappetens
Lineage: Eukaryota; Dinophyceae; Suessiales; Symbiodiniaceae
Source: the annotation of a GenBank genome assembly